Molecule: messenger RNA, 2680 nt
Organism: Vitis vinifera (wine grape)
Lineage: Eukaryota; Viridiplantae; Streptophyta; Magnoliopsida; Vitales; Vitaceae
Exons: 11
Coding region: 104-2245 (713 amino acids)
Cellular component (GO): extracellular region
Molecular function (GO): hydrolase activity, acting on ester bonds
Source: RefSeq, a predicted model, not a curated record
GGGACGAGAGCAUGGAAUGCAGAAGUGACCACUUUUUCCAUAUCUUUUCUUAUAGCGUGGAGAAACACAACAGAACCUUCCAAGCCCAGUGGUGUUUCUUACUAUGGAAGUGUUGUCAUCUUCUGCGAUUAUUGUUUUCUUUCUUUCUGCUUUUAUUAUUUUAUGUACCACAGAAGCUCUCGUAAAGCUACCGAGGAACGAAACAAUUCCGGCAGUGCUAGUUUUCGGAGAUUCGAUCGUGGAUCCGGGCAAUAACAACAAUCUUAUUACUGUGGUUAAGUGCAAUUUUCCACCGUAUGGGAGGGACUUUAUGGGAGGAUUUCCAACUGGAAGAUUUAGCAAUGGCAAAAUUCCGCCUGACUUCAUUGCUGAAGAAUUGGGAAUCAAAGAGCUACUGCCACCAUAUUCUAACCCGGCUCUUCAACUUAGUGAUCUACUGACCGGAGUGAGCUUCGCCUCAAGUGGCUCGGGAUACGAUCCUAUGACACCUAAGCUUGCGUCAGUUUUAUCUCUGCGGGAUCAAUUAGAAAUGUUCAAAGAAUACAUAAGAAAGUUGAAAAUGAUGGUUGGAGAAGAGAGAACAAACACCAUUUUAAGCAAAAGCCUAUUUCUAGUGGUAGCAGGCAGUGAUGACAUUGCCAAUUCAUACUUUGUCAGCGGUGUUCGGAAAAUCCAGUAUGAUGUUCCGGCUUACACUGAUCUCAUGAUCGCCUCGGCUUCUUCUUUCUUCAAGGAAUUGUAUGGAUUGGGGGCGCGAAGAAUAGUUGUUGGCAGUGCACCUCCAUUGGGGUGUCUGCCAUCACAGAGAAGCUUAGCAGGAGGGAUACUAAGAGAGUGUGCCGAGGAUCACAACGACGCAGCGAAACUGUUCAAUACUAAGCUCUCAUCUCAAUUGGAUUCUCUCAACGCCAAUUUUCCCCAGGCAAAGUUUGUCUACAUUGAUAUUUACAAUCCCUUUCUUGAUCUCAUCCAAAACCCUCAAAAAUCAGGGUUUGAAGUGGUGGAUAAGGGUUGCUGUGGCACAGGGAAAAUAGAGGUGGCAGUACUAUGUAACCCAUUUAGUCCAUUUACCUGUGAAGACGCGUCAAAUUAUGUAUUUUGGGACAGUUAUCAUCCUACAGAAAAAGCAUACAAGGUUCUAAUUGGUGAAAUCAUCCAGAAAUAUCAUUUUUCAACGUCGUCUUCUUCGAUUAUUGUUUUCUUUCUUUCUGUUUUUAUUAUUUUAUGUACCACAGAAGCUCUCGUAAAGCUACCGAGGAACGAAACAGUUCCAGCAGUGCUAGUUUUCGGAGAUUCGAUAGUGGAUCCGGGCAAUAACAACAAUCUUAAUACUCUGGUUAAGUCCAAUUUUCCACCGUAUGGGAGGGACUUAAUGGGAGGAGUUCCAACUGGAAGAUUUAGCAAUGGAAAAAUUCCGUCUGACUUCAUUGCCGAAGCAUUGGGAAUCAAAGAGCUAGUGCCACCAUAUUCUAACGCGGCUCUUCAACUUGGUGAUCUCCUGACCGGAGUGAGCUUCGCCUCAAGUGGCUCAGGAUUUGAUCCUAUGACACCUAAGCUUGCGUCAGUUUUAUCUCUGCGGGAUCAAUUAGAAAUGUUCAAAGAAUACAUAAGAAAGUUGAAAAGGAUGGUUGGAGUAGAAAGAACAAACACCAUUUUAAGCAAAAGCCUAUUUCUAGUGGUAGCAGGCAGUGAUGACAUUGCCAAUUCAUACUUUGAUAGCCGUGUUCAGAAAUUCCAGUAUGAUGUUCCGGCUUACACUGAUCUUAUGGUCACCUCGGCUGCUUCUUUCUUGAAGGAAUUGUAUGGAUUGGGGGCACGCAGAACAGUUGUUACUAGUGCACCUCCAUUGGGGUGUCUGCCAUCACAGAGAAGCUUAGCAGGAGGGACACAAAGAGAGUGUGCUGAGGGUCACAACGAAGCAGCGAAGCUGUUUAAUUUUAAGCUCUCAUCUCGAUUGGAUUCUCUCAACGCCAAUUUUCCCCAGGCAAAGUUUGUCUACGUUGAUAUUUACAAACCCUUACUUGAUCUCAUCCAAAACCCUCAAAAAUCAGGGUUUGAAGUGGUGGAUAAAGGUUGCUGUGGCUCAGGGACAAUAGAGGUGGCAGUGCUAUGUAACCAAUUAAGUCCAUUCACUUGCGAAGACGCGUCAACUUAUGUAUUUUGGGACAGUUAUCAUCCUACAGAAAGAGCAUACAAGGUUAUAAUUGAUGAGAUCAUCCAGAAAUGCGUGGACAGCUUGAUCUGAUCAAACUGGUCCACUUCCUGAUAUCUCUUCAAUCUCCAACCCAUAUAUGGCAAGCUGCACUGCCUUUUGUUAUUUGUAAUGGUGAAAGUGAAAAUCUUCCUUCUUGGUUUUGUGAUCACAGUUAAAAGAGCUACAAUGGUUGUAAUGUCAUAGCUUUCUGAUUCCAGUAUAUUAAAAUGUGCAAACACAGAAUCCAUGAUAACUCAAUUAUCAUGUAGAGUGAUUUAAGUUCCACUCACCUUCAUCUUCUUCUGCUCAAGACAUAUGAUAUCAUAUGCAGUUCUACAUCCUGGAACUGUCUUGCUUUUCUUGGGAUUCUUCUUCUUCUUUGUUAUGUCUUGUCUCUCUCUUUUGUUAAACCUGCUUGGUGUAAUGGAAAGUUUUCCUCUGAAUUGCACAAUACCUAUAUAUUUCAGCAUGGAAGGUUUGGAUGUA